AUGUUUGAGUUGAUAUUAUUGAUAAUAAUUGCCAUGACAACAGCUCAUUGGUGUUUAAUUGAAGAAACUAUUCGAUGUGAUUGCGGCUCUAAUUAUAAUCAAAAUGUAAUAUUUGAAAAAGAUGGAGUAGUGUUAUUAUAUAAUUUACAAUCCAAUGUCAUACAAAUCAAGUGUUCAAAUAUAAAAGAGAUUGAAUUUAAAUAUGAUGAAAGUGUUCAUAUUUUAAAAGUUUCUUUAAACUCCACCAAAGUCGUUUUUCAAAACACGAAUCAAAUAUUUUCAAAUGUCACACAUGCCAUUUUUGAAAUUGAUUUUAAAAAUGUGAAACGACUUUCUCCAAUGAAAUUAAAUUCAAUUAAAAAAGAAAUAGUUUGUGGUUCUACAACGCAGCCAAAUUGUUUGACUUGUGUUGACAACAAAGGAGAGUUGUGUUAUCGAUGUGAAGAUGGUUAUCAAGUUUCAACAUGUUCUGAUGAUACAUUUGGAAAAUGUGCCCUUCCAAACAACACAGAAUGUACAUUAAUUUGUGGUGAUAGUGGGCUUUACUUUUGGAGCCAAAACAGUGCAUGUGUUCCAACAAAUUGCUUAUUAUACAACAACACAGGUUAUUGUACUUCAUGUUAUCAAAAUUAUUUACUUGAUGGAGGAAAGUGUUAUCCCAAAGCCAUAAAUUGUGCAACUUAUUAUACAAAUCAAUAUUGGUGCAGUCAAUGUAACCCGGGAUAUUUUCCAUAUUAUUAUAAUUGUGUUCCUUGUGGAUAUAUGGAUGGGUGCACAAGUUGCAGUCAAAUGUAUGUAAGAAGGUGUUCAUCAUGUAGCAAUGGCUAUUACAUUAAAGAAGAUGGACUUGUUAGAAUAUGCAAGAAGUGUCCUACUGGGUGUGCAGCUUGUUCCAUCGAAAAUGAAACAAUUAAAUGUUCAAGUUGUGGAAUUGGAUAUUAUAUUAAUAACAAUGAAUGUAAAUUAUGUGGGAAUGGGUGUAAAUUGUGUUAUUCCGUAACCGGACAAAUUGACAAAACUUAUUGUAGUAUAUGUUAUGAUCAUUACUACAACAACGUAGAUAAAUUGUGCACAAUAUGUGAUUCUACAUGUGGCAAUUGCGUUUAUGGAACGGGUAUUUGCACCACGUGUGCUUCUGGAUAUGUUUUGAAAACCACAUCAAACACAAAGUGUGAAUUGUGCAAUAAUUAUGAUAGUAAUUGCGAAACUUGCCUUGAACCGAACAGGCAGUGUUAUCAGUGUGUUUCUGGAAUGUACCCGAAUAAUAACAAACAAUGUAUUAAUUGUGAUCAAUCGUGUAGUGUGUGUUCUCAAACAACUGGGAUGUGUUCUGUGUGUGCAAGUGGAUUUACAAAACCCGCAUCAGACAACCAAACUUGUGAUAGUUGUUCAACUGCUUUUCCCAAUUGUGUUUCGUGUUCACAAACACUUAGACAAUGCCAAACAUGUUCAAAGGGAUUGUAUCCACUUCAGACAUCGCCAUACACGUGCCAGCAGUGUCACUCAAGUUGUGCAAAUGGAUGUAAUUCAUCAACUGGAUAUUGCACAACAUGUGUGAGUGGAUAUGUCCCACAACUCAACCAACCAUCUCUAACAUGCGAAUUAUGUUCUUCUUUUGAUAACAACUGCCAAACUUGUGCAACUGAUGGAACACGAAGUUGCAUACAGUGUAUAAGCACUUAUUACAUCUCAGAUAACAAUAAGUGUUCAAAAUGUGAUGCGUCUUGUGAUUACAAAUGUGAUGGGAAUACCGGAUAUUGUACUUCAUGUGCAUCAAAUUUUGUUUAUAUCAAUGCAACUUCGAGAGUGUGCCAAAAGUGCAGUGAUUUUGAUUCAAAUUGUAUGGCAUGUGCAACUAACUUCAGUCGUAGAUGUAUAAUUUGCAACACGGGGGUUUAUCCAAACGACAGUGGGAAGUGUGUUUCAUGUGGGACAAAUUGCACAUACUGUGAUUCAGCAACUGGCAUUUGCACCUCAUGUGCAUCAGAAAAUGUGUUUGAAGAUCCGCCAUCAAAAGUUUGUGUGUUUUGUAAAACAUUUGAUAACAAAUGUGAAACGUGUCAAAAUGGUGGAAAUAGAAGUUGUGUGACAUGUACAGCGGGGUAUUAUCCGGGUACAACAGGAAAGUGUAUUGAGUGCGAUGCAACUUGCAAAGCAAACACAUGUGAUGUCAAGAGUGGAUUGUGUUCAAAAUGUGUUCAAAACAAUGUUGUGACAUCUCCAACUUCUCAAACAUGUCAGAAAUGCUCAGAUUUUGAUUCAAAUUGUAUAACAUGUGCAACUGAUUUUACAAGAAAAUGUGUUGAGUGCAACACCAAUUAUCAUCCAGUCAAUGGUAAAUGUGUUGUGUGUGAUUCGUCGUGCGGAGGGAGUUGUAAUGGUGUGACUGGAGUUUGCACUGGUUGUGCAUCAAAUUAUGUACCAUCAUUACUCGAUCCUUCCAAAUGUGAGCAGUGCUCAACUUUUGAUGAAGAUUGCACCACUUGUGCAGCAGGAGAACGACAGUGUUCGGUAUGUAAAACGACUAAAUAUCCAGAUGAGACAACUAAAAUCUGUAAAAAUUGCAGUUGGACAUGUGAUAACAGCUGUGAUCAAUCAUCAGGAAUAUGCACAAGUUGCGUUUUAAAUUAUGUUUUUGGAAAUCCGAAAUCGAAAAAAUGUAUUCCCUGUCAAACAUUUGAUGCAAAUUGCGUUACAUGUUCAUCCGACAAAAAAAGAAGUUGUUCCAUUUGUAAAAGUAAUUAUUACCCAAUACAAGGGCGGUGUGUACCAUGUGACUACGGGUGCACUACUUGUAGUUCCACAACAGGAAAAUGUUCGGUGUGUCAAACAAACUUUGUGCCUUCAACUGUGAAUAACACGGCGUGUGUUCCAUGUGCAGAUUUUGAUAAGAAUUGCAAGACAUGCACAAUAUUGUUUGCGCGAUACUGCAACGAGUGCAAUGACCAUUUCAAGCCUUCUGUUGAUGGGGUUUGUGUGAGUUGUGAUCCUUCUUGUAACAACAAUUGCGAUCCAAUUUAUGGAACUUGCAUCACGUGCUCACCAAAUUACGUUGUCACAUCGCCAUUAUCAUACAAAUGUGAUAACUGCAGUGUUUUUGAUCAAUAUUGUGAUGAGUGUGCGUCAGAUUUCUCAAGAAAGUGUGUGAAGUGUCGGGAUGGCAAAUACCCCAAAGAUGGUGUUAAUUGCGCCAAUUGCGAUUCAACCUGUGGCAAUCAGUGUGAUGGGAAAGAUGGUCAUUGUACUGGGUGUGUUACCAAUUACGUGUUGUCAACCACAAACAGUUUACAAUGUGAGAGUUGUGUGUCUUUUGAUCCAAAUUGUCAAACGUGUUCACCAGACUUUACAAGAAAAUGUGUGACAUGUGUUUCUGGUUAUUUUGUGUUUGAAAACAAAUGUAAAAAAUGUGACAACACGUGCAACAAUCAGUGUGACAGUUCUACUGGAUAUUGCACUGGAUGCCAGACCAACAUGGUCUUUGGUGAUACAAACAAAAGCAUUUGUGUUGCUUGUACUGAAUUUGAUCCAAAUUGCUUUAUCUGCGACUCGUCUUUCAAUAGAGGUUGCAACACGUGUACGAACAGACACUAUGUUGACACUUCAACUAAAAAGUGUAUACCAUGCAAUGGUGCAUGUAAUCAAUGUAAUGGACAAACAGGAGCGUGCACCAAUUGUUUUAACAAUUAUGUUACAGGUUUAACAUUAGGUGGUUGUGAAAGCUGUGAUUCAUUUGAUUCCAAUUGUAAAUUCUGUGCUCAAAAUCAAACACGAAAUUGCAUUCAAUGCAACUACAAGUAUUAUCCUGUGUUAACAAGUGGAGAAAUGAAAUGUGGUUUGUGUGACUCGACAUGUGGAGGGAAGUGUGAACCAACAAACGGUCAUUGCACGGGGUGUCAAAGCAACUAUGUUUUGUAUCAAACAAACAAUUUGAAGUGCCAAAAAUGCUCCGAUUUUGAUAGCAACUGUGUCACAUGCAACUCCAAUUAUGAAAGAAAGUGUACCACAUGCAACACGGGAUAUUAUCCAAAUGCAGAGGGGAAAUGCAUACCAUGUGAAGCAUCGUGUGCACCAAACACGUGUAACACGUCAAAUGGCAAUUGUGAAAAAUGCACUGAAAACAAAGUCAUCACAAGUCCAAUUUCAAAUGUUUGCGUUGAUUGCACUGCUUUUGAUUCAAGGUGUGUGACGUGUUCACCAUUAUUCGUUAGAAAAUGUGUCAAAUGUGUUGCUGGUAGUUACCCACAAACCGCUGGCGAUUUCAGAUGUAAUUUUUGUGAUGCCACGUGUGGAGGAAAGUGUGACACAACAAAUGGGCAUUGUACUGGGUGUAACGAAUCGUAUGUUCCAACAACAUCAGAUCCAUUUAAGUGUGAAAGUUGCCAAACAUUCGACUUCAAUUGUGCGACUUGUGUUUCUGAUAAAAGAGAGUGUGCUGUUUGCAGACCGAGUAAAUACCCAAAUGAUUCAAAUAAAGUAUGCCAAGACUGUGACUCAACAUGUAAUGGCGAUUGUAACACAUCAAGUGGUAUUUGUAACACGUGUUUAUAUAACUAUGUUUUCAAUGAACCAAAAGGAAUGAAUUGUGUGCAAUGUGCAACAUUUGACAGUUAUUGUGUGACUUGUGCUUUUGAUUAUUCACGAAAGUGCGUAAAGUGUUCAAAUGGGUAUUACCCCGACCCAAACGGAAAGUGUGUUGCGUGCUCAACAAUAACAAGCAAUUGCACCAGUUGUAAUAAUACGGAAAAGAGUUGUUUCAGUUGCAAAGACCCGUUUUACCUCUCAAAUCAAAAGUGUCUAUCAUGUGAAGCUGGGACUUACAAAAAGACGGAGACUACAUGCGACAAGUGUUACAAUGCUAUUUUGAAUUGUGAAAACUGUGGAACAGCUUCUGUUGGCAAUGCGAAGUGUAAUGAAUGUUAUCCCCCAUACAAUUUAAGUUCAAAUGGUAAUAGUUGUGACCAAUGUGAUUCAGCGUCAUAUUAUGACAAAACAACAAAUCGCUGUGUAAAUAGAAACACGACGUGUGCUGUACAAAUUGAAAGCACCAAAUGUGUUCAUUGCGCUGAUGAUUAUUUCAUAUCAAAUGGGAUGUGUAAAAGUGCUCAAAACUGCAACAGCCCAUCGAGUCUGUCGCCAGCGUCGUGUGAUUGUUCAGACCAAAUUUCGAUCAAUUCUGAUUGUGUGUCAAUUGCUGCAAAUUGCAAAUAUCAGAAAACAAUGAAUACUAUUUCAACGUGUUUUGUGUGCACAGACAAUUUUACUUUAUCACCAAAUGCAUGUAACAAAAUAGAAUCAAAUGAAUUGUAUAGAAAUGGUGUUCAGUAUAGUUGUCCAGAUGGCCAAUAUCUCAAUAAUAACAACGUGUGUGAAGUGUGUCCAAAUUUUGCUUCAAUUUGUAUUAAAUAUGGAAAUAAUACAUACACAUUGAAAUGCACACAAAACACAGUCAAAGAUGAUGGGACAGAGCAAUGUAUAACAGAUGAGAUGUGUUUGCAAUAUACACAUAAUUACUGCUCUAAAUGCAAGUCGGUGUCAUCACAAAUCAGAAACGGAAUAUGCACAGCCUGCCAAACACCAAACUGCCAAUUUUGCGAAGGAAACAAGUGCAAGCGAUGUGCCAACGACUAUUUGAUGGUCAAAGAGAAUCAAUGCGUUUUUCAAAAUGAACAAAACUGUGAAAAGUCGAGUGUGUCUGGCUGUGUGAUGUGUUCAAUUGGAUUUUAUCAAGUUGACUCUUUGAACGUUGAAGGCAAAUUCGAUUUCUGUCUUCCAAUACCCUCAACGGUAUAUCCAAAUUGUAAACGACUUGCUUUUUCAACGAGUAAAUGUGUAGAAUGUAACGAUUUAUUCAAAUUGAAAGGUGGGGUGUGUAAGGAAUCGUUCGAAGAUGAAGUUCCUGUUGUUCCACCAGAAACGGAACCCGAACUUCCUGUCUCUGUUAUAUCCAAUUCACAUAUUGAACAUUCAUUCAAUUUGAAAGGAGUUACUGAGUCCAAAUGUCAAAUGAGAGACAACAAAGGAUGUCAACGGUGUAAUGAUGGAUAUUACGAUGAAAAUAAUGAGUGUGUGAAAUGCACCAACGAUUGCAGUUCGUGUUACUCACAGACAUAUUGUACUUCAUGUAAAAGUGGGUUUUAUAUUGACUCAACAAAUAAAUGUCAGACCCUUGGUGAUUUGGGUGCCAAAUGCAGUGUCACGAUUCCAACAGGUGGUGGAUGUGCUAUAUGUAGAGAUGGAUAUUAUAAAGUCCUCAAAGAUUGUAUAGUCUGUGACAUUUCAUGUAGUUCAUGUAUAAGCAAUACAUCAUGUUCUGUAUGUGCGGAUGGCUAUUUCAUAAUUGAGUCCGAGAGUCACUUGUGUCAACCUAACACAACAAAUACAAACUGUUUGAAAGUUGGAUAUUAUGGCUGUGAAGUCUGUGCCGAUGGAUAUUACUUAUCACAUUCGCGUUGUACAAAAUGUGAGAAAUUGUGCACAUCCUGUAUUUCACAAAAUGUGUGUACAAAUUGUGUAUCAAAAGAAUACGUUUUAUAUGAUUCUAAAUGUGUACACUACUCUAAAAUACCAAAUUGUAUUGAGGCUACAGAUUCAAAGUGUGUAAGAUGCAAUGGGUAUAACAAACCAUCUGAAAGUGGUGACAGUUGUAUUCAAACUGUAAAUAUGGGAGCGGCAAUUGGUAUUCCAAUAUCGAUUCUACUAGUGAUGAUAAUAAUUGUUUUAUUGAUAGUGAUUACUCUUAUUGUAAUAUUCAAAAGAAAACAGAAGAAAGAAGAGCUCAAAGUGUGCACAUAUAAAAUGAGUCGCUCGAACAUCAAGAUGUCGACAUUAGUGGACAAUAUAGUAGUUAAUAAAUCCAAAUUGAAGUUUGACUUAGAAACGGACGAUCUUAUUCCUGUUGAUAAAGAGACAAGAGACUUGAUCUGCAUUGGAAACACUUCAAAACAUAAUAUGAAAGUCCAGUUCAGUGUCAUAGAAGGGUGUGAUUCUUAUCAAAUUCGCACAGUUCCUUCCAUUGUUACACUGAAAAGGGGCGAAGCUUGUGAAUUUGAGAUAUUUAUACAACCCCUUUGUACGUGUAAAAUCGAAGAAAGUGUGAUGAUCACUUCACUUGAUAUAACAACAGGAAAUGUCGUAAACGCUAAAAUAGGAAUUGACACAACUACACAACAGACGACCAAACUUAAUUAUAAAGAACUUGAUGUGAUCACCAAACUUGGCGAAGGAUCAUUUGGCAUUGUGUAUAAAGGCAAUUACAGAGGAAAUAUAGUAGCCAUAAAAAAGAUGAAACAAAUUGCAUCACCAAACACAGUUACAAAUGAAAUUACUGAUGAAAAGAAGUCACUUGAUGAAUUUGAGAAGGAAGUGAACAUGUUGGACAAAUUCCGGAGUGAUUAUAUCGUCCACUUCUAUGGCGCUGUGUUCAUACCAAACAAGGUGUGUAUGGUCACUGAAUAUGCACAUUUUGGGUCUUUGAAUGAUGUUUUGAAACAAAAAAAGUCAACUGAAGUUGAAACAAAAAUGCGUAUUAAAAUUAUUUUAGAUGCAGCAAGAGGAAUUCAAUAUCUCCACGAGAAUAGCAUUUUACACAGAGACAUCAAACCAGACAACAUUCUCAUAUUUUCAUUGGAUAAUAACGAACGUGUCAAUGCAAAGCUGACUGAUUUUGGAUCAUCUAGAAAUGUCAAUAUGUUGACAACAAACAUGACAUUCACAAAAGGUAUUGGAACACCAAGUUACAUGGCACCUGAAAUAUUAAAAAUGAAACACUACAAGAAACCAUCAGAUAUAUACUCGUUUGCGAUUACAAUGUACGAGUGCUUUGGGUGGUGCAAUGCUUUUUCAGAAAAACAGUUCAAGUUUCCAUGGAAAAUUGCAGAGUUUGUGACACGAGGAGAACAUCUUGAAAAACAAAGUUCAAUGUCUGAUGAACAGUUUGGUGUCAUUCAAAAAUGUUGGUGUAAAAAUCCAAUUGAAAGGAUUGAUAUAGGAGAAGUUGUCAACUUGAUCAAUGGUAAAAAAACCACUUCCAUCCUUUUAACCGCUCACAUUCGACUUUAUAGAUUUGAAUUAUAUUAA
Molecule: messenger RNA, 8076 nt
Organism: Entamoeba invadens IP1
Lineage: Eukaryota; Evosea; Mastigamoebida; Endamoebidae
Product: protein serine/threonine kinase, putative
Exons: 2
Coding region: 1-8076 (2691 amino acids)
Biological process (GO): protein phosphorylation
Molecular function (GO): ATP binding; protein kinase activity
Source: RefSeq, a predicted model, not a curated record